Messenger RNA from Diachasma alloeum, 4018 nucleotides. It is a transcript of the gene Atpalpha, whose product is annotated as sodium/potassium-transporting ATPase subunit alpha. Gene Ontology annotation, molecular function: ATP hydrolysis activity; P-type sodium:potassium-exchanging transporter activity; ATP binding. The coding region runs from base 261 to 3386 and encodes 1041 amino acids. NCBI's taxonomy places the organism in Eukaryota, Metazoa, Arthropoda, Insecta, Hymenoptera, Braconidae. The transcript is spliced from 9 exons. Gene Ontology annotation, biological process: potassium ion import across plasma membrane; intracellular sodium ion homeostasis; intracellular potassium ion homeostasis. Gene Ontology annotation, cellular component: membrane. The record is from RefSeq and is a predicted model, not a curated record.
CCGUGAGUGUCAGGGGCUAGCGUGCGUCGUGAGUGUCUCCAUUUCCUCAAGUUAAAAUCCGUUAAAAAAAAUAAAAAAAUUGAAACUCAAAGCAGUGAGACCCCCGUGAACCCCGAGUGGUGAAUCUCAUCGGAUUCGAGGAUCUGGUGAUUGGUUUUUUAGAAUUUCAAUCUGUGGAAUUGUUUUUUUUUCGUGGAAGUGAGAGGUGACACGGGCGUGCACACAGGUAGUCACGGCCGGCGGCCAUUAUUGUUGUCAAUAUGGCGGGCAAGGGAGGUCUCGCCACUGAUCAUGGCCGCACAGACUCGUACAGAGUUGCAACAUUCACGAAUGUACGCGAUGACAACAAAACAGCUGAUGGAAUGGUCAAGUCGCGGCGAAAGAACCCAAAGAGGAAAGGAGACAACUUGGAUGACUUGAAACAGGAGUUGGAUAUUGAUUUUCAUAAAAUCUCACCUGAAGAACUCUAUCAGAGAUUUCAAACUCAUCCAGAGAACGGCCUUAGCCAUGCGAAAGCGAAAGAGAAUUUGGAGCGCGAUGGUCCAAAUGCACUAACACCACCGAAAACCACCCCAGAAUGGGUUAAAUUCUGCAAAAAUUUAUUCGGUGGUUUUGCCCUAUUACUUUGGAUCGGUGCUAUUCUAUGUUUCAUUGCGUACUCGAUUCAAGCAUCAACGAGCGAGGAUCCCAAUGAUGACAAUCUAUAUCUUGGCAUUGUACUUGCCGUAGUUGUGAUAGUAACGGGUAUAUUCUCGUACUAUCAGGAGAGCAAAUCGAGUAAAAUAAUGGAGUCAUUCAAGAACAUGGUGCCUCAAUUUGCAACUGUUCUGAGAGAGGGUGAAAAAUUGACCCUCAAAGCUGAGGACCUUGUCCUCGGUGAUGUUGUUGAGGUGAAAUUUGGCGAUCGUAUACCAGCUGACAUUAGAAUCAUAGAGUCACGGGGUUUUAAAGUUGACAACAGCUCGUUGACUGGUGAAUCAGAGCCACAAUCAAGAUCACCAGAAUUCACCAAUGAUAAUCCACUCGAAACAAAAAAUCUCGCGUUCUUCUCUACUAAUGCUGUUGAGGGUACAGCCAAGGGUGUUGUCAUAUGCUGCGGUGAUCAGACUGUAAUGGGAAGAAUCGCUGGUCUAGCGUCUGGUCUUGACACUGGUGAAACACCAAUCGCCAAGGAAAUUCAUCAUUUCAUUCACUUAAUCACUGGUGUCGCUGUUUUUCUCGGUGUUACAUUCUUUCUUAUCGCUUUUAUCCUCGGUUAUCACUGGUUGGACGCUGUUAUCUUCCUCAUCGGUAUCAUUGUCGCCAAUGUACCAGAGGGUCUUCUUGCAACGGUGACAGUCUGCUUGACCCUAACAGCUAAGAGAAUGGCAUCGAAAAAUUGUCUCGUCAAGAAUCUCGAAGCUGUGGAGACACUUGGCUCGACGUCGACAAUAUGCUCUGACAAAACUGGUACACUGACUCAAAAUCGUAUGACUGUUGCGCACAUGUGGUUCGACAAUCAGAUCAUCGAGGCCGACACGACUGAGGAUCAGUCUGGUGUACAGUACGAUCGUACGAGUCCUGGAUUCAAGGCACUUGCUAAGAUCGCAACCCUCUGCAAUCGCGCGGAAUUCAAGCCUGGUCAGGAGGGUCAGCCCAUACUGAAGCGUGAGGUCAAUGGUGAUGCCUCAGAAGCUGCACUCCUCAAGUGCAUGGAGCUUGCACUUGGCGAUGUCAUGGGCAUCAGAAAGAGAAACAAAAAGGUCUGCGAGGUGCCAUUCAACUCGACCAACAAGUAUCAGGUGUCGGUUCACGAGUCAGAUGAUCCCAAUGAUCCCCGUCAUCUACUUGUUAUGAAGGGUGCACCGGAGAGAAUUCUCGACAGAUGUUCAACAAUCUUCAUUGGUGGAAAGGAAAAAGUCCUCGACGAAGAGAUGAAAGAGGCAUUCAACAAUGCUUAUCUCGAGCUCGGUGGUCUUGGUGAGCGUGUACUUGGUUUUUGCGAUUACAUUCUACCAACUGACAAGUAUCCAGUGGGUUUUAAAUUCAACAGCGACGAUCCAAAUUUUCCAACUGAGGGUCUUAGAUUUGUUGGUCUCAUGUCCAUGAUUGAUCCACCACGUGCUGCUGUACCAGAUGCCGUUGCCAAGUGUCGUUCAGCCGGUAUCAAAGUUAUCAUGGUAACCGGUGAUCAUCCAAUCACUGCCAAAGCCAUUGCCAAAUCAGUUGGUAUUAUAUCAGAGGGUAAUGAAACUAUUGAGGAUAUUGCACAGAGAUUGAAUAUACCAGUGUCAGAGGUCAAUCCUAGGGAGGCUAAAGCUGCUGUUGUUCAUGGUACUGAUCUUAGGGAUACUAGUAGUAGUCAACUUGAUGAUAUCCUGAGGUAUCAUACCGAAAUUGUGUUCGCUCGUACGUCACCACAGCAGAAACUCAUUAUUGUGGAGGGAUGUCAGAGGAUGGGAGCCAUUGUUGCUGUAACUGGCGACGGUGUAAACGAUUCACCAGCCCUGAAGAAAGCUGACAUCGGCGUUGCCAUGGGUAUCGCUGGCUCAGACGUCUCAAAACAGGCAGCCGACAUGAUCCUCCUCGAUGAUAAUUUCGCGUCAAUCGUCACUGGUGUCGAAGAGGGACGACUUAUUUUCGAUAAUCUGAAGAAAUCCAUAGCCUACACCCUCACCUCAAACAUCCCUGAGAUCUCGCCCUUCCUGGCAUUCAUUCUGUGUGACAUUCCGUUACCACUGGGUACCGUCACCAUUUUGUGCAUCGAUUUGGGAACUGACAUGGUGCCGGCCAUCUCGCUAGCCUACGAGGCACCGGAGUCGGACAUUAUGAAACGCCAGCCACGCGAUCCUUACAGAGACAAUUUAGUCAACCGAAGGCUCAUCUCCAUGGCGUACGGACAGAUUGGUAUGAUUCAGGCUGCCGCAGGUUUCUUCGUGUACUUCGUUAUCAUGGCUGAGAAUGGAUUCCUACCCACGUAUCUUUUCGGCAUCCGAAAGCACUGGGACUCCAAAGCUAUCAAUGAUCUUACUGACAGUUAUGGUCAGGAGUGGACGUACAGAGAUCGCAAAUCUCUCGAGUUCACCUGUCACACCGCCUUCUUCGUGUCUAUUGUCAUUGUACAAUGGGCUGAUCUAAUCGUCUGUAAGACACGUAGAAAUUCAAUCGUUCACCAGGGAAUGAGGAACUGGGCGCUCAACUUCGGUAUUGUCUUCGAAACAGCCCUCGCUGCUUUCCUCAGUUACACGCCUGGUAUGGACAAGGGGCUUCGCAUGUUUCCACUCAAAUUCGUCUGGUGGCUUCCAGCCCUCCCCUUCAUGCUCGCCAUCUUCAUCUACGACGAGACGAGACGAUUCUACCUGCGCAGAAAUCCCGGUGGCUGGCUCGAGCAAGAAACUUACUACUAAAUUACCCCAUCUCCCCCCCCUUCAAACAACAACAGCGAAGCGCAUACCCACGCGAAAACACAAUUCGAUGAUAAAUCGAUCGACAAAAUUCACGAGACGAUAAAACCCACGAAAACUGAAAAUUGAAAAUUAAGAAAAUGAGAAUUAAAAACAUUAAGGGCGUGCUUGCAAAUCAGGAUCAGUAACCACUCAUUGUAAUUAGUGCUGAUUUUAUUAAAUAUUGGAGGCUGGAGUGUGCUUCGUUGGCUGAAUAAUCCCUGUGAGGAAAUUUACUUACGACCAGAUGAUGCUAAUCCCUUGAUCAUUGGUCACGUCAGAGAUUAUUAAUAGAGUCUCGUUAAGAAUGUGUCACUGCCCAAUAAUUGAAAAUAACGCCUGGGAUUUGGCUGAUGGAGCUGAUGUAAUAGAUCCAGCCAUUGAUUAAUAGAAAAAUAUGAGGAAAUAAUAAAAUCAUUAGACAGAGUGGGACAGAUGGGCCUAAGAAAAUUAACUAAAAUUAUAAAUAGAUGGUGAGACGAAGCAGUGAGUGAACGAAUUAUGUUGAAUAAUGAGAAUGAUUAUUUAAAAUGAAUAAUUCGAGGUAGAUUAAUCUGUUGAAUUUUAAAGAGAAAUAAAUUAUUUAAUCGAGAUAA